This is a messenger RNA of Haliotis rufescens (red abalone), 1594 nucleotides long. Its product is annotated as glyceraldehyde-3-phosphate dehydrogenase. The coding region runs from base 151 to 1152 and encodes 333 amino acids. Gene Ontology annotation, biological process: glucose metabolic process. The record is from RefSeq and is a predicted model, not a curated record. Lineage: Eukaryota; Metazoa; Mollusca; Gastropoda; Lepetellida; Haliotidae. Gene Ontology annotation, molecular function: oxidoreductase activity, acting on the aldehyde or oxo group of donors, NAD or NADP as acceptor; NADP binding; NAD binding. The transcript has 10 exons.
UCAAAGAGACGAGCAGACGACAGGUGCGUGCGCAUACACAAGGUCAUACAAAUAUUGCUUCCGGACCUGCGCACCGCGUUUGUGUCAGCCUUCUUUCGCCGACGUCUGAACCGGACAGGAUCUUGAAUUCACUUAUCCCCCAAACAAACAAUGGGCGUCCCCAAGGUUGGAAUCAACGGAUUUGGCCGUAUUGGUCGUCUCGUUCUACGUUCAUGCAUUGAUGCUGGGGUACCUGUUGUUGCAGUCAAUGACCCUUUCAUCUCACUUGAAUAUAUGGUGUACAUGUUCAGAUAUGACUCAACACAUGGACGUUUCAAAGGAGAGGUGUCAUCAGAUGGAAGCAAAUUGAUUGUCAAUGGCAGUCCCAUUGAUGUUUACUGCAAACGUGGUCCUGAGGAGAUCCCAUGGAGUGACAGUGGUGCCGAAUAUGUGGUUGAGUCAACAGGAGUGUUCACAGCACUUGAGAAGGCUUCUGCUCACUUCAAAGGUGGUGCCAAGAAGGUCAUCAUCUCCGCCCCAUCCGCUGAUGCUCCAAUGUUUGUGAUGGGCGUGAACCACACUAAGUACACACCCGAUCUGAACGUUGUCAGCAACGCCUCCUGCACAACCAACUGCCUGGCCCCUCUCGCCAAGGUCAUCAACGACAACUUCGGCAUUGUUGAGGGCCUCAUGACAACUGUGCAUGCUUACACCGCUACACAGAAGACAGUGGAUGGCCCCAGUUCAAAGGACUGGCGUGGAGGCCGUGGUGCAGCCCAGAACAUCAUCCCCUCAUCUACUGGAGCUGCUAAGGCUGUGGGCAAAGUGAUCCCAGAGCUCCAAGGCAAGUUGACUGGAAUGGCUUUCCGUGUCCCAGUACCUGAUGUAUCAGUGGUUGAUCUCACAGUCAGACUGGAGAAAGGGGCAUCUUAUGAGAAGAUCAAGGAGGUUGUCAAGAAAGCCUCUGAGAAUGAGAUGAAAGGAAUUCUUGGAUACACAGAUGAAGAUGUUGUAUCACAGGACUUCCUCGGUGAUGCCAGGAGCAGCAUCUUUGAUGCCAAGGCUGGCAUUGCUCUCACCGAUAACUUUGUCAAACUUGUUUCAUGGUAUGACAAUGAGUACGGCUAUUCCAACCGUGUCGUCCAACUGAUUCAGUACAUGUCAAGCCAAUAAACACCAAAAACUUUUUUAACAUGUUUAAGUAAUAGAAAACAAGACUUUACCUAAUUAUUCAAUACUGGUAACUUGCCUCUCUGUUCAGUUGUCCUGCCAGUGGCUCAAUUUAUGUGUGUGUUGAAGCUUCUUGAACCAAAAGUAAGCAUUAUGCAGGGUAAAAAGGAGUCAUUACAUCACCAUCACUUUAACACACCGUUGUUAGUCUGGCAAUGUUAACCUUUCAUACAAGUAUGUUCAAAGCUUAAGAGUGGUGCUUAAGAUCUGAGAUUGUGAUGGUAUCGCUCCCACGAACUUGGUGUGCCAUAAGAAACUGUGGAGGAUACAAGUGCUAGUUUAUACAGGAGUUUUCCUUUUGUUUUUCCUUUGUCUGAUGUAUAAGCAGCGAGUUCGCACCUGUACUACUAACAUUGGUCUCUGUAAUAAAAGAUAUCCUUGUUGA